AAAGGUCCUGUUGUAGCGAACUGUGUCGGGACGUGUGUGUGUGACGACGGUCGUGUGUCCUGCCGCAGUCCCACGCGGAGUCGAUCCACCAGCACUCGAUGCAGGACUUCUCCAACUCCCACCAGCACUUCCUGAACGCGGCGGCGGCGCGGGCCAAGGACCCCCCGGCGGGGCGCGUGGCGCUGCUGCCCCACUCCUCGCUGAACCACCAGUCGCUGGGCGGCAUCGGCCACCACCACCACCCGGGUGGCGACGGCGUUCGGCGGCAUGGGCGAGCACCACCUGGCGUCGCUGCAGCGCCACCGGGGCGGCGCGCUGCCCCCGCAGCAGUACCCGGGGCUCGUGCACGGGGACGCCGGCGGUGGCCAGCAGCUGGACCUGUCCGUCGGCGACAUGGCCAGCGCCUUCUACGCGUAAGCCACGCCGCACCUGGGACCGGGCCUCCCGCCGCGCUGCGUCGUGCCGUCGGGACUCACCCGCUCACCGGGGGUGUUCCUCGGGACCUGUCGAUUAGGGUGGUUCGCGAACGGCGACGCUGGGUUCCCGAAAGGCUGAAAGUCGUGCUGUCCGAAUAUUUGGGGCUCGAAAAAUAAGCCGUGAAUCGCUUGAGACUGGUGCAGGUGUUCUUCGGGACCUGUCCAUGCGCGAAACUAUUAGCGUGGUUCGUGAAUGGCGACGCUGGAUCCCGAAAGCUGAAAAGUCGCGCUGUCCGAUUGUUUGGGGGCUCGGAAAAUAAGCCGUGGAAUCGCUUGAAAGGUGUACCCCACGAUAUUUGACAGUGAUUCCUUAAUACUCGCGUCGGAGGACGCUGCCCCGGGUAAUGCGGCGCUGGUGGGGAGCCGCGAUGUGUCUGGGGUUUUCUCGGCGGUGUGAUUCUGCGGUGGUUCGCCGUUGCCUACCUGCCGGGAAUCGA
This is a messenger RNA of Bacillus rossius redtenbacheri, 913 nucleotides long. RefSeq lists its product as uncharacterized. NCBI's taxonomy places the organism in Eukaryota, Metazoa, Arthropoda, Insecta, Phasmatodea, Bacillidae. The transcript is spliced from 2 exons. The record is from RefSeq and is a predicted model, not a curated record. Bases 99 to 593 code for a protein of 164 amino acids.